Molecule: messenger RNA, 1315 nt
Organism: Pungitius pungitius (ninespine stickleback)
Lineage: Eukaryota; Metazoa; Chordata; Actinopteri; Perciformes; Gasterosteidae
Product: golgin subfamily A member 6-like protein 25
Exons: 3
Coding region: 403-867 (154 amino acids)
Source: RefSeq, a predicted model, not a curated record
AGUGUCGAUCUAAAGGCUGGUACCCGGAGCCAGAGAUGCUGUGGAUGGACUGAGGGGAAGCUCCUCUCUGCUGGACCUCCAGAGACCCUCAGAGGUCCUGGUGACCUCUACAGCGUCAGCAGCAGCGUGACGGUGGAGAAGAGACACAGCAACAGCUUCACCUGUAGAGUCCAGCAGAGGAACAUCAACCAGACCAGAGGGACUCUCAUCACGGUUCCAGCUGAUCUCUUCAAGGUCCAAACCAGUUCUGCCAUCCGCAUAACCAUCUUCUCUGCUGUUUGCAUCGUGGGGGUCGUGGCUGUUGUCCUUGUUUUGUGGAGAUGUGGAAAAGAAGAAACCAAGACCACGAGCAGAAGAUCAGAACUUCAGCUUCUGACAGAGGGAGGAGACAAAGAGAAGACCAUGGAAACACUUAAUGAGGACUUAAAGGAAAACGAUGGAGAAUUAGAACUUAUACAACAGGUGAUAAAAACUCUGAUGCACCAGAAGGAAGAUCUGAAGACGCAGAGCGAGGUGCUCAUCUCACAACAGCACGAGAACCAGACAACGAUUCAAAAGAUCGAGAAGAGGAUAAACCACAAGAUCAACCAGAUGAUGAACCCGAGGAAGAACAAGGAUGAAGGCAAACUAGAGAAUCUUCAAAAGAGGGAGAAAGAACACCAGGAACUGUUAGAGAACACAGGGAAGCUGAUGGACUCAACAGAGGAGAUGAUUAAUAAGAUGACAGAAAGGAGGGGCAGAAUACUGAGAGAUGAGGAGAAAAUAAGAAAGAAACUCCUGAAGGAGGCUGAAAGAAAGAGAGAAGAGACUCAGAGUUCAUUUGAGUCAGAGAGAGAACAGGAAGGGACCUUAAAGACAUCAGAGUGAUCCUCUGACUGCUUACAUGAAACCAUGUGACCACACCAUGAAACCAUGUGACCACAUUGAACUGGUUUUCUCUGCUUAUCUACUGGUCAUAAAGUCUCUUUAUUGAACUACAGCCUUAUUUUAUAGACAUUGUGUUGCAUAACUACCUUUUUGCAUAAAUUAUGUUUUAAAUAUAUUUUUCUGUAUUCGUUGGAAAUGAGUGUGAGAAUACUGUUGAUCAUUGUGUUUAUAAAGAAAUAAGGACUUCUUUAAAGUCGUGCACAUUUCUUUUGGUGUUUUUCAUAUCUCAGUUCAGUUUGAGAAUUUAUUCAAUUAAAAAUCACAAUAUUGUGCAAUACACGUAUUAUACUAAAGACGAGAUGAUGAGUUGUGAUGUAAUCUUGUUUGUUUUCUUAAUUAAACUGAUUUUGUUCCUGAUAAAAAAACAGGACGAAGUUGGAACUCAGAC